This is a messenger RNA of Anopheles darlingi, 2752 nucleotides long. It is a transcript of the gene Uba5, whose product is annotated as ubiquitin-like modifier-activating enzyme 5. Gene Ontology annotation, molecular function: UFM1 activating enzyme activity. Bases 328 to 1491 code for a protein of 387 amino acids. Gene Ontology annotation, biological process: protein ufmylation. NCBI's taxonomy places the organism in Eukaryota, Metazoa, Arthropoda, Insecta, Diptera, Culicidae. The record is from RefSeq and is a predicted model, not a curated record. Gene Ontology annotation, cellular component: cytoplasm; cytosol. The transcript is spliced from 2 exons.
AACUAGGUGUCGACUUGUACAUUUGCCUCGAACGCCGAAACACGGGUUCCGUUGUCCAUCACUUAAAUAACCGAAUGAAAUAACGUAGAAUUGAGAGGAAUUUACAGUCGGAUUGUUAUUGUGUGAGGGCGCGAGCAGGCAGCACUGACACACACGUCAGCUGUUUGCUGACGCUGCGUUUGCUGACGACAGCACGAGACGACACAAGAGUUCGUGUACAGAUUGUGCAAAGUGCGUUCGAUAGAGGCUCGAUUCCUGCACCCAAGAACUCCACGAGUAGUGGCAAAGUUGUGAUUUUCAAAAACGUUAGAAAAGCUAGCUAGCAGAAUGGCCACUCAGCAAGUAACUCCGAUAGGUGUAGGGCGUGAGCGGAUUGCGAAGAUGUCUGCGGAGGUGGUCGAUUCCAAUCCGUACAGCCGCCUAAUGGCCCUGCAGCGUAUGGGCAUCGUGAAGGAGUACGAAAACAUUCGCAAAAAGAGUAUUGCCGUCGUAGGUGUCGGCGGUGUUGGCAGCGUUGCUGCGGAUAUGCUGACCCGCUGUGGCAUUGGCAAACUGCUGCUGUUCGACUACGACAAGGUCGAAUUAGCCAACAUGAACAGACUCUUCUUCACGCCGGAUCAGGCUGGCCUCUCGAAGGUGGAGGCCGCGGCCAAAACGCUCAGCUUCAUCAACCCGGACGUAACGAUCGCAACGCACAACUACAACAUCACCACGGUCGACAACUUCAGCCAGUUCAUGGAGGCGAUCAGUAACGGGGGCGUGGUACCUGGCACGCCCGUCGAUAUCGUUCUCAGCUGCGUGGACAACUUCGAGGCACGCAUGGCCAUCAACACGGCAUGCAAUGAGCUCUCGCAGCACUGGUUCGAAUCGGGUGUGUCUGAGAACGCCGUCUCGGGACACAUCCAGUUCCUGCGGCCGGGCGAAACGGCCUGCUUCGCCUGUGCUCCACCGCUAGUAGUAGCCGAGAACAUCGACGAGAAGACGCUCAAGCGGGCGGGUGUCUGCGCGGCAAGUCUGCCCACCACGAUGGGCAUUGUGGCUAGUAUGCUGGUACAAAACGCACUCAAGUAUCUGCUCCUGUUCGGUACCGUUUCCGACUAUGUCGGCUACAACGCGCUAACGGAUUUCUUUCCCAUGAUGGCACUGAAACCGAACCCGACCUGCGACGAUCGGUGGUGCGUAAAGCGGCAGCAGGACUAUCAGGCACGGCCAGAGGACGAACGAAAUCCGCAGCACCAGCAGCAACAGGUGGAUGAUACGCCGGUGCAUGAAGAAAAUCCGUACGGGAUCGAGCUGGUCGCCGAGGAUGUACUUGCGGUGCAGGUUAGUGUUGGUGGGCCGGCAACCAGAUUAGCGGAAGGGUUAAAGCAGGCCUAUGAUGCUCCAUCCGCAUCAACAGUGACGAGUGAGUCACAGGCUGCAACCGAUGCCGACGAUGACACUAGCCUCGAUCAGUUGAUGGCCCAGAUGGCGAGCAUGAAUCGUUCGUAAAACCGUCACGGCAUGGAACAGCCGGCAGCCGGCUGCCUCAAAACCGUUCCGUGCGCCCACAAGCAGCGAUGUAAACUCUCGUCUCAUGUUGGAUGCACGGUUUCAGCUUCAGUUCAUGCUUCCGUAGUUUGAUGCGUGCUCGCAAAGCAAGGAUGGGCACUAUUAAACCGUCGUCCUCGUCGUCGUUUCGCUCCAGCUUUCCAAUAUCGAUUAUUGUACUGGUGAUCGGGGGCUACAACGAGGAACGUGUGAUUCUCGCUCGUAGUGGCAGCCCUUCUACUACUACCGCGGUGCCGCGGAGCAAGGUACUAUUCUUCUUCUUCUUCUUCUUCUUCUUCUUCAAUGAGGAUUUACCCCAGUACGGCUAUUGAAUCCAGCUUCCUGGGCCUUCGCAAGCUAGCCUGGAGAUAUAGACCUCUGCUAUUUUAAGAGACCGGCUACUAUGGCCACAUAUCCCAAUUUUCUGUGUAACACAGUCUAUUUGUUGAGGGUUUCCUGAUUUUUCAACACUUUUCCUCGUUAAUGUUCUGCUUCUCUUUUUCUCUUUCUUUUUUUUCUGUCAAUAGCUUUUCUGUCAUUGCUUCUUUUCGUUUAUGCAGCUGUUUCGGUGGCUCGGGCGACCUUGUGUAGGCACGAGUUGGCCGAACCCGACAUUUCUUUCGGGCCGCAGGGUUUUUACCCCGGCCUUAUUCCGGGCCUACUCGGAGGUUGAUUUUUGCAUGCCCCCACUCAGUCGCUCUCGCCCCUUCAGCUUCCUUCAGAACUCUAUCUUAUUUUGGAUCACAAAACUAGCUACGGUUUUGAGGUACGUCGCAUCCUUCUCUCUGAAACUUUUUUCGAAUCUUUCUAACGUAAUGCCACGAUUUCGUCUUUCCACCAUGUAUCUUACACAGGAGAAGGUUUUGUGUCUACCUGUCUCCGGUUCAUGGCAAAACUCGCAAUUUUCAUUAUUGGUGAUCUUCAUCUUAGCCAACCAAUAUUUGCUGUAAUCGUGUCCUGCGAGUAGCCUAUUGAUUAUCCUAAUUUCUUUAGGUUUCAGAUUCGUUUUGUUAUGCCACAUUUUAGUGGGUAUCAAGGUUUGGACCCUGAUUGUGCGGGUUUUUCCUUUGUCGGCACUGUACUGCGUGUACCACUGAUUGGUCUCUACCAUCAUUUGCAACGUACUAUUCCACAACGAUCGAAGUACUGUUUAUUUUUUAUUUUCCAUUUUUAUAUCACACACACAUACAAACACUUCUAGAAAUAUAUAUAUUUAUACGUA